GCCCGUUGCUCCUCUGCGAGCUGCUAUCGACGGCCAUCAGCCCACACGUGAACAUUCAUGGCAGCCCCACCCGCCUCACUCAAGGCCAUCAAGCCCUAUCUCGAUCGCGGCUCGGAGAUCAAGGCGCGGGACCCGAUCGUCGCCUACCACUGCCGCCUCUACGCGCUGCAGGAGGCGAUGCGGCUGCGAUCGACGGUGCCCAAGGAGGACAUGGUUUAUGUUCUCGGGCUGAUGGAUGAUCUCGAAAAGGAGAAGGCUGGCUUGGGCGACCUCGACGACGCGGCCGCGGUGGUGGAGAACUUCGGUCAGGAGCUCUUCCUCAAGGCGGACGAUGCCGACCGGGCGGGCAAGUCGGACAUGCGCACCGGCAAGGCUUUCCUGGCGGCCUGCCACGUGCUCGAGGCGUGCAAGCAGUUUGGAGAGCUGCCGCUCGACCUCGAGGAAAAGAUCAAGUACGCAAAGGUGCGCUUCGUCAAGAUUGCAAAGGCGACGAAGGAGGGUCGCCCAGUCACUCCGCCGCCCGGCACCGAGCCCCCCGUCGCAGCAGACGCCUCUUCGGACCCCGUCGGCGACCCGGACCCGCCGCCACCCGACUACCCGCCUCCGCCUCCGCCCGGCGACGCGCCGCCCUCGUACCUCUCGCUGCCCGAGGCGCCUCCCUCCGGGAGAGGGAGCUACGACGCGCUGCCGCCGCCCCCGCCGGUCCCAAACCUGCCGGAAACGCCGAGUGCGCGCGGGUCCUCCGCUCUGCCGGGCACGCCGGGCAGCUCGGUGCCGCCGGUGCCGCCGUACAAUUUUGCAGCGCCGCCCCCGCUGCAGAGCGGCUUCAAGCCGACGGCAUCGCAGACGCGGGAGGCGAUCGGGCUCUGCCAGUCCGCCAUCUCGGCACUCCAGUUCCGGGACCACGAGACGGCGGUCAGCACGCUCUCCGCCGCGAUCGGCCUUUUGUGCUCGGGCGCGCCGCCGCCGGCGUGAUGGAGCGCCCAAGCCGGGCGGCAGGCAGCUCAAUAGCUCGCGGCAAUCCACGCACCGCGCCGUUUGGCCGCCGAAGAGAGGUAGAGAGCGUCGCCGAGACUGUUUGCCCCGAGCUCCCGACACCAAGGGGUCUGUGCAGAUUUGGUGUGUCGUGUGAGCCAGGGUGAGAGGCGUGGUAUGGUUCUCGUGCGUGUGCGUCGCACCUCUUUAAGGUUCUUCGCACUUCGGGCCCCGCUUUAGCGCUUUAAAGGGGGACGAACCGAACCAC
Molecule: messenger RNA, 1243 nt
Organism: Emiliania huxleyi CCMP1516
Lineage: Eukaryota; Haptophyta; Isochrysidales; Noelaerhabdaceae
Gene: VTA1A
Product: Vps20-associated 1-like protein A
Exons: 12
Coding region: 58-975 (305 amino acids)
Biological process (GO): late endosome to vacuole transport via multivesicular body sorting pathway
Cellular component (GO): multivesicular body
Source: RefSeq, a predicted model, not a curated record